Messenger RNA from Oppiella nova, 754 nucleotides. NCBI's taxonomy places the organism in Eukaryota, Metazoa, Arthropoda, Arachnida, Sarcoptiformes, Oppiidae. The record is from the annotation of a GenBank genome assembly.
GAGUGUAUUGUUUGGUAACUUUUUGGCACUGUAUUGGUUGGCAAAGGACUCGCCAAAUGUUUCAUGCCUUAUGUUUUGCUGAACACAUACUAACACACAGUGUGUGACAUCACAUGCGUUGCUCUUUCUCUCUAUCUCUCACGAACCGCACAAACCAGUCGUUCACUCUAUACUUAAAACACAUUUCACUGCAAUACUCGACCCAUACUUUCAACUCAACACAAUAGGCAAAAGUUUUUUGUGUUUCAAAGGAGUUUCCAAAUUGUGUUACAUUUUCGAGAGAUUGAGUCAAAUAUUUGUCACUUUUAUGUUUCAUGUGUGUUUCAUCGCCACAUAUAUUGUCAACUAAUUUACACUUAAAUUGAAGAUCACUCCAAUAGUCUGCCAAAUGAUGUCACUCUCAUUGAUGCCAAUUAUGACGAGACUAAACAUAAACUAUAAAAUAUCGACCGUUUCUCGCGUUUUAUUAUUACUACUAAUUUUGUCGGCAAUUGUGGAGAAUCUGGCGACGAGUCGGUACUACAGCACGAGUGCAGACAGUGAACUCUCCUCUGAUUUAAUGGACGACUACAACGGAAAUAUCGCUAAACUUUUAUUUGUUAAUAGAAAAAGUUGUUUGAGACGAGCGGCCAGUUGUGACCACAGACCUGAUGACUGCUGCGACAGCUCUAUCUGCAGAUGUAAUGUCUGGGGAACCAACUGUCGGUGCUCUAGAGCCGUUAUGAGGGUUAUGUUGGUUAUGGAUCAUAAAUAA